This is a messenger RNA of Aethina tumida (small hive beetle), 779 nucleotides long. RefSeq lists its product as uncharacterized. The record is from RefSeq and is a predicted model, not a curated record. NCBI's taxonomy places the organism in Eukaryota, Metazoa, Arthropoda, Insecta, Coleoptera, Nitidulidae. Gene Ontology annotation, molecular function: protein binding. Bases 114 to 743 code for a protein of 209 amino acids. The transcript has 2 exons.
UAUACUAAGAAUAAAUUGAUUCCUUUGAAUUUAGUAUCUGUCAAAUAUCAUUUAGUUGCAUAUAAAAGCUGAACCAAUAAUAUAAUAGUUAUUCUGCUUAAAACUAUAAGAUAAUGAAGACCGUAAUAGUACUUUGCACGCUUUUAGUGCAAGUAUUUAGUGAUUGCAACUUCAUAAAAAGUAAUAACAACUAUCCCAGGCCUAAUAUAGUAAUAUGCAAUGGAGCAUCCCCUAGUACAAAUGAAGCAAUUUCUAAAGUAGCCAAAGGAAAACCACUCAAUUACAUAGCUAAAUUCACAUUGGAGUCUUACAACGGAAAUUUGAAUUCUGAAGUUUUGUCCUUGUUCACUGGAUUACAAAUAUGUAUCAUCAAAAAUAAUCAAAUUUCGACCUUACCAAACGGACUGUUCGAUUAUUCUUCAGAAAAAUUGGAAUCACUUAGGAUUAUCAACAAUCAAUUGACCACAAUCCAGCCGAAUGUUUUCAAAACUCUUGCGAAGUUGAAGAAACUGGAAGUCGUGAAUAAUAUUGGACUGAGGGAGUUCGACAUCGAAUGGUUGAAAAACAAUAAAAAUUUAGAGGUUCUAGGAGUACCUACUGCCACGUUUAAAACUUUGACAGUUGCUAAAUUAAGUUCAAUGUUUCCCAAAUUGCGGACUUUGAUAGUCAGUGAAGCAGACAAAACCAGUGUCAGGGAUAAAAUUGAAGAGAUUCGACAAAAAUAUACUGUUUCUACUCAAUGAUUUAUUUUGUUUGGCAAUAAACGAAAUGAUAGCUAA